Molecule: messenger RNA, 2006 nt
Organism: Thermothelomyces thermophilus ATCC 42464
Lineage: Eukaryota; Fungi; Ascomycota; Sordariomycetes; Sordariales; Chaetomiaceae
Exons: 3
Coding region: 161-1900 (579 amino acids)
Biological process (GO): protein import into peroxisome membrane
Cellular component (GO): peroxisomal membrane
Molecular function (GO): protein-macromolecule adaptor activity
Source: RefSeq, a predicted model, not a curated record
CGACGAGCUAUCCACAUUCACGCCGGAUGCUGGGGGGCAGCGCGCGGCGACCUCGUUCUGAGCUCAGCACACAGAGGUUCCUUUACUCUCCACCCAACCACUUCUCGCCCUUUUCCAUGCUUUGCAAUUGCAGAAUCGUCGAACAUCGACCAGACGCACCAUGCUCGCCGCCACGAAACGAUGGUUCAGGCGCAACCGCACGCCCAUCGCCAUUGGCCUGGGCGUUGUCGGCGCAGGGUACAUCGUCGCCAAUUACGUGUCGGCCAAACUGCGUGAUGCCCGCGAGCGCAUGAGCAGCGAUCGCAUCGCCAAGGAGAACCUGCGUCGUCGCUUCGAACAGAACCAGGAGGACUGCACCUUCACCGUCCUCGCCCUCCUCCCGACCGCGACGGCCAACAUCCUCAAGGCCAUGGACACGGAGCAGAUCACGUACGAGAUCCAGCAGAUCAAAGGCUCGACCGCGGCUAGAACCCGCAGCAUCGGGUCGACCAGCCCGCCCAGCAUGUCGGAGGCGAACGCGGCCGACGACGACGGCCGCAGCAUCAUCACGGUGAGCGCCCAGAGCGAGGCCGGCAUGCAGACGACCCAGAUCUCGGUGGCCACUCCAUCAUCUGCCGCCGCCCCGGAGAGCCACGCUGCCACUGCCCCACCUGAGACGGCUUUGGCACCGCCAAAACCACGGAAGACCAAGAGGCAGCUCUGGGACGACCUGAAAAUAAGCGCAAUCGCCAGGGCGUUCACCCUCCUCUAUACUCUCAGCCUGCUCACCAUGCUUACGAGGAUACAACUGAACCUGCUCGGCCGGCGCAGCUACCUCUCGAGCGUCGUCUCUCUGGCGACCGGCGGCAACGCCGCCCCGGGCACCAUCAACCUCGAGAACAACGAUGACGACGGUGCCGAAGAAGCCUAUGGCACCGAUUUCGAAGUCAACCGGAAGUACCUGACCUUCAGCUGGUGGCUGCUCAACCGCGGUUGGGUCGACGUGAUGCACCGCGUCGAGGCUGCCGUGCGCCAAGUCUUCGGCCACCUCAGCCCUCGCGAUACGAUCUCGCUCCACACCUUCUCCCAGCUCACCCACGACGUGCGCAGCAUAGUCGAAGGCAGCGGCCCCUCGACGGAGGCGAGAACAGCCUGGCUCCCCUUCCUCCUCCCCCCCGUCGACAUGGAAGACUUUGUCCUCCGCGAAUCGGGCGUCCUCGAGCCUGAUCCCAUCGACAAUGUCGCCGCCGCCGCCGCCGCCCAAGGGACCAGCCCGACACCAGCAACAUCGGCCCCUCCCUCCACCGCCGCCGCCUCGCUCCGCCGCCUGCUCGACGAGACAGCCGACCUGAUCGAAUCCCCCCACUUUGCCCACGUCCACACGCAGCUCCUCGACGCGGGCUUCUCCGCCCUGCUCGAACAGAAAGUCGUGUCGGGCGUCUUCGACGCCAACAGCACGCCGUUCGCAGCAGCUGACCCGCUGGGCGGCGCCGGCGCCGGCGCCAUCCUGGGCAACCGCGCCGUGCUGCUCCCUAAGAUCCUCAGCGUGCUCACCCGCCAGGCCCACGCCAUCGGCCAAGGGAUGAGCGACGCCGUGCCGCCCACGGUCAACGUCAACGAGUACCUGCAAGCGAUGGAGGCCGUGCCCGACCUCGAGGCGUUCGCGGCCGUGGUGUACUCGAGCAACUGGCAGGCCGAGAUCGUGCCGGACGACGGCGCCGACGGCGAGUCUCGGCCGCACUCGCAGCCGCAGCCACAGCUACAGCCCGGGGUGAGCAAGGCGUUGCCCCAGGUGGGCGGUGCACACGGAGAGGGGCAGCAUCAGGGGCUGGGUGAGUCGAGCACGGUGUUUGUGGAUGGGGAGGAGGGGCAGACCCGCUUGUUUGACAGCGCGUGGGAGAGGGCGAGCGCUUCGAAGUGAAGAUUUUAGAUCUAGGUUUGUGGGGGUAUGGUAAAGGGUUUCUUUGGUUGCUUGUCUUGGGAUUUUCACGUCUAAGAAUCUCGUGUGUGUAUCAGUACCCCCCCCC